This is a messenger RNA of Corticium candelabrum, 8125 nucleotides long. RefSeq lists its product as uncharacterized. Bases 191 to 8050 code for a protein of 2619 amino acids. Gene Ontology annotation, molecular function: protein binding. Gene Ontology annotation, cellular component: neuron projection. The record is from RefSeq and is a predicted model, not a curated record. Lineage: Eukaryota; Metazoa; Porifera; Homoscleromorpha; Homosclerophorida; Plakinidae. The transcript has 17 exons.
AGCCAAUGCCCGGUCUUAUUCUAAUGAGCUCAUUCCUCAUAUUUCUUAGCCAAUCGUCCGCCCCUAGCGGUCGAAUCUCGUGGGUUCUUCGUCUUGUGGUCGUGUCGAUCGCUGUCUCUGCACGUUUUGUCGUUUGGGAUUGCAAGCAAAGAGAAGGAGUGUUGGUGCUAACUGUGUUGAGCUUGUUGACAUGAUGGUGUCUCCCUGUGGUGUGUCGGUCACGGUGUUGCUGUUGUGGGCGCUUGCCGUUCGUUGUCAGCAGGAUGAAAUGGAAUUGCCUAUGGACGAUGAAGAUUACAUUGGUGGGAGUGACGUCAGUGGAGCUGUUGCUCUAGGAUCAGGAAUUGCUCCUGCAAAAAUAGUGGAAUUGGUUUUGGCAGGGCCAUUGGACCUGGACGUUCUUCUUGGUUUACUUGAAGACGUCAUGCUGGCGGCCGGUUAUGAUUUCAAGUUUGAGUCUGAGACUUCUGGUUUUGUGUCUGGGAUUGUUAGGAUCUUUGCUAAAACCAAAGAUACAGAUGAGCCUAUUGGAGCAGAAGAGCUUCUUCGUUAUUUUGAUCUUGUCAAUGAUCAACUUUCAGAGCUUGGAGUCGCGGGUAUAAGAGGUGUUGAGGACAUUGUUACUCCAGCAACAGAAAUGCCAACAGAAAUAUCAACAGUUGUCUCAUUGCCACAUGUCAUUCUUUAUCCAAACACAAUUGAUACAGUGGAGGGUGAAGUUGUUCGCUUUACAAGUUUGACCAUCCCACGUGACAGCGUAGAGUUUGAUUGGAAUCGACAUGAUGGGAAGUCUCUUCCAGCCAACUCGAGAAUAGCUAACUAUAAUGUAAGCUCAGUGCUUGAAAUCACUGGGGUGACGCCUGGAGAUACUGGAAGAUACCAACUUACUGCGAUAGGGUCUUCUGGACAAGUUCUUGUUCUGACAGUUGACUUGAAAGUCACAGCAUUAGGUGAUCAGUGUGAGUUCAAUUGUGGAGGGAAUGAGUGUAUUCGUCGAAAGCAAGUCUGUGAUAGUUAUAGUGAUUGUUCUAAUGGGAAGGAUGAAAUUGGGUGUGAUCGAAGACCUUAUGGCAGAUGUUUUUCAAAGGAAUUCUCAUGUGUGAGACGAUGCAUUGACUUAUCCCGUGUUUGUGAUGGUACAGUAGACUGUGAUGAUCAAAGUGAUGAAGCAGCUGCUUUAUGUUUGCUAUCUGCACAAACUUGCCAGUCAGAUGAGUUUUCUUGUUCCCAAAAUCAAUGCGUCAAAAGAGAUUGGGUGUGUGAUGGAGAGUACGACUGCACAGGUGGUUCAGAUGAGCAAAAUUGUGGUUCUAUAGCUCCAGGUUCAUAUUGUCCUUCUACACACUUUGGGUGUGGAAAUCAUCAAUGUGUUCCAUUAGCGGAAUUUUGUGAUGGUACAAUGCAUUGUCUAGAUGGCACAGAUGAGCGUAUCUGCAGUGAGCCUGUGUUCAGUGUCAGUCUACCUGUCAGCUCAACGGUCGACGUUGGUGAAUCUCUCAGUUUGGUAUGUGAGGCUAGAGGAAGUCCAACACCAGACAUUACGUUUCUAAGAGAUGGGGAAAAGUUACCAUUCGAGUCUCGUAUUACCAUGACGUCAAAAGCUGGUAUUGGUCAGCUUGUUGUGGGUAAUUUCAACAGUAAAGAUGCAGGUGUAUACACGUGUGAAGCAAGAAACACGCGUGGUAGGAGGUCAAGCAUGGCCGUUGUCAAUUUUGUUGAUUCUGUGGUAGAACAAUGCAAUGAUCCUGAUCUCACGCAGGGAGUGCCAAAGAGAUCUGUGUACCAUAAAGUUGUUCCUGAUCCAAGCGGAAAGGCGUGCGUGGAUGUGGCCUUUCUUGUGGAUGAGUCAGGAUCUAUGAUGGACGAGCACGAAUGGUUGAAAUCCACAGUCCCCAAGUUGGAGCGUAAACUUGGUGAUAUCGGUAUAGGGUCAGGUGCAUUAAGAAAUCGAUACGGUCUCGUUGGUUUCGGUCGUGAGUUAAAGAAUCUUGCUUUGGGGCCUGGAGCAGUUAUAUCUGUGGGUACUGAUUCUAGCGGAAUGGGAAGUGAUAAGGAAUUGGUUGUUGCUCUAGAAGAGUUGCGGUUGGAUGGUGUGUUUGAGGAUGGAUAUGCAGCCAUCGGUAUUGCUCUGGACCAGUUAACGUUUAGGUCAUCUUGUGCCCUUCAGUUUAUAUUGGUGACGGAUGAAGAUCGAGAUAUAUUCAAUACGACCACCAACUAUAACUAUACGUUGGCGUGGCUUCGUCGUGCUGGAGCUACUCUCAAUGUUGUAGCUGAUCAGAAGUUUUCCAAGGGUGACGAAAAGCUUUUGGGAAUGGACUUUAGAGAUAAUGGUUUUAUUCAAGUUGCCAAGACAUACACAAAGAUGGCAGGGGCAUCUGUAGAAAAGGGGUAUGGAAGCACUUUUAGAGAUUAUGUUCGAAUGGCUUUUGCCACUGAUGGUGCUGCUUGGGAUCUGAAUCGAUUGAGAAGAGGAGGCAAUACAGCGACCGCGUUUACUGAAGCGUUUAUCAAUAUCAAAGUGGAGGAGAUCCAAACCCAACUGCAACGUUGCUUGCGAUGCACUUGCUCAGAAAUACCAACGCCAACUUGCCGCGUGACCAAUAUCCUACCUAAUGAGUGCCCAGUGAAUGUAACAACAGUCUUACCAACUCUUACUCCUGUUCCUCCGACGACGACGCCACAAGUUGUCGUUGACCCCAGCGUAAUUACUAAAGAUGAAGGAGAAAUGGCUGUUUUUACCUGUCGGGUUGUCAUACCAGGAAGUGUCAAUUUACCAGAGGAACUACGAAUACGUUGGUAUUUUGGCGGCCGUGAAGUACAAGUUGGAAGUGAAGUCAUGGUGACGUCCGAUGGCAGGACGUUGACGGUGAGGAAUACCAUAGCGAGUUAUGCCGGUGACUACGAAUGUCGAGUCUCAACGGCUGACGGGGAUUUCAGUGACAUUGGACAUCUCAUCGUUAAUGUCCCUCCAUCUGCUAGAACCGAUCCUAAAGUGGUUACAACUCCUGAUGGAGACAAAGUCACAUUUAGAUGUAUUACAUUCGGUUCACCAACACCGUUAGUGAAGUGGACGCGAGCAGACGGAGGGCUGCUGCCGGGCGGUCUCGGUGCUGCCUACUUUGGAAACACACUCGAAUUUGUGUUGACAGGUGAUGACGAUGCUGGACUGUACGUGUGCACUGCCAUCAACUCUGCCGGCCAGGCCCAAGAUUCAAGUCUCAGCCGAAGAUUAGCUCCUACUCUUCCUCCGACGACACCAGCUAUCACGACCGAAGCAGCGACAACGCCGCCUAUCACGACUAAAGCAGUGACGACACAGCCAACAACAACUCAACCUCCUACUACAGCGUCUUCUUCGACAGAAUCACCCUUUCCAAGAUUUUGCACCUUUUUCAAUAACACAGUCUUCAUCGGUGACAGCAUAAGAAUCUGGAGGGAAGCCAUCGACAGGUCCGGUAGCUUUGUGCAGACCGCAGCUGAUAUCGUUCUUCUCGUAGACGAGUCCAAAUCCAUGGUGGGAGAGCACCAAUGGCUGAAAAACAUGGUACGACAGCUCGACGAAUCACUGAAAGCAAAAACGAUUGGCGUUGAAAGCGACCUUCCUAAUAAGUUUGGAGUACUAGGCUUUGGAGCGGCGAAUCCAAUUGACUACACGCCGGGAAGAGUCGUUCGUGGUGAUAGAGAUGAGGUCAUGUUUAGUGCGGAAGAAGUUGAAGCCGCGAUAGGAAAGCUGCAGCUGAACGGCCAACGCGAAGAUGGCUACAGCGCCAUCGACACGGCCAUUCGCGAGUAUGGCCGAUUGUUUCGCGAUCCGUCUCGCGUAGCUCGUCAGUUUAUUCUCGUUACGGAUGAAGACCGCGACAUACUGCCGGGCAAGGGUGAUCUGACGUUUCAAGCAAUACUCAACAAAUUGAUGCCUCCGAGAAAUACCGAAGUUGAAACUCUCUCCAACAUCGUUCUUAAUGUUAUUGUCCAAGAGGAAUACGAGACAUCGUCUAAUCAACAAUCUUUAGGCAUCGACGAUGAGCUAAAUUGCUAUGUCGCCGCCCCGUCGAACAUAUUGACCGAGGUCGAUCAGAAAAGUUACGGUUUUGAGGAAAACUGUCAAGCCGUACCGGACAGUGCAUACCAAACGACACACACGGACUACACCGAUUUGGCUAUAGCGACCGGUGGCGGGGCGUGGAGUCUUAACAUGUUGCGCAACGACGACGCCGACGUCGUGAAGGCAUUUACGGACGCAUUCGUUCACGUCAAAGUCGGCGAGAUUGUCACUCAGAUUUUUGGCGUUUGCCAGAAGUGUGAUUGUCAGGCGAGAGGGAUACCAAGAUGUCAGGCAAUCAGUGGUAUUCAAUCUCAAGAGGAGUGUAAUCCGGUGACGUUUCAACCUACACUCCCUCCGACUCGACGACCCGAAUCUGUGCUGGUGGUCAUGGUCGAACCACAAGGAGUGAUAGAGGUCAAUGUUGGCGAGACGACGCGUUUUGAAUGUCGUGCCGAGGGGGGUAGAUUGCCUUAUAGAUACGAAUGGAUAAAGAAGGGUAAUCCAGACGUCGUUGUCGGUAGUGGACGAUUUUUGAUACUGAGAGAUGUUCGAAGAGGCGAUAGUGGCGUAUAUGAUUGCGUUGUGACGACGAGAGACGACGAAACGAAUGAAGACGACGGCCGUGUAUCAGUCAUCGACAAUUGCUUUAAACGCAACGUCAGCAUCGGCGAAGGUGAAACAUACGUCUUCGGCGCUGACGACUCUUUAGCCACAGGCGUUCCUACAACUGCUGACAUCAUUUGGUUGAUCGACGAGUCCGGAUCGAUGGCGAAAGCGCACGAAUGGCUCGUCAACGUCAGUCUACGUUUGGAUAGUGCGCUGAAGAGCGCCGGCGUCGGAUCGGACGGAAACGAACCGAAUCGUUUUGGUCUGGUCGGAUUCGGUGUGGCGCGGGAGGAUAGAGUUCGCGGCGUCGUGUUCACAUUGGGCGAAUCCAUAUGGGGCUCUGCAGAUGAUUUCAACAAGUACGGAGUACCACAGCUUAUUCGGAGCGGAACGACGGAAGACGGGUAUCAGGCUAUGUAUACGGCAUUGCGGAGCUACAAGUUUCGAGAAAAAGCCGCGCGACAGAUGAUCUUGGUCACUGACGAAGCUCGCGACGUCGUCACGCCACCGCCUCUAACCCGGAGAGAAAUCAAACAGCUACUUAACACUUCAGGUGUAACUCUGAACGUCGUCGUUACUCACGAGUUCGAAUUGCCUAACUUCAGAGUACCACCAGGCGACGAGAAGCCGGAAGUAUUGGGUAUAGAUGGCGACGGAUUCGGGUAUGUACGUGAGGGAAGCAGUUUUCAACAGCGUCCGGACGCCGCUCCUGUUCCCCAAUCGAGCCACGAAACGACGGAUAUAGACUACACGGAGCUUGCUUGGUCGUUGGUUGGAGGAGCGUGGGACUUGAACAAGCUGAAGACGGGUGGGAUUGUCGCGGAGGCGUUCACGAAAGCGUUCGUGGCCGUGAAGGUGAAAGAGGUACAGGGCAGAUUGUGUGAACAGUGUCGAUGCCAGUCGAACAAUCUCUCGUGUCUAGUCGUUCGCUGCCCAGACUUGGCUGUGCGAGUCACUCCCGAUAAUCAGUUUGUUCUCCUCGGUCAAACGGCAAAUUUCCGUUGUGUGGCUACUGGCCGGCAGCCGCUCAGCAUCGAUUGGACACUGAGCGACGGCUCUCGUUUAUCGGGCGGAGCAAGAGUAUCGGACGACGGCAUCGUUUUGACAAUCAAUCCAGUGGAAGGUCCUGCGGAAUACAGAUGUACAGCACGGAGUGGAGGAGAAGUGGCUUCUGACACGGGAGUUCUAAGGACGGGCGGGGCCGUAGUAAUAGAGGUGUCUCCUAAAGUUUUGACCGUUACCGAGGGCGAAAGAGCCUCAUUUGAGUGCAGAGUGACGCAAGGUCUGAGUGUCUUGGAACACCUGAGCUGGAAUCCGGAUGACGGACAUAUCACAGUACUGGAUUUUUCCACCGGAAAAAUCACACUAACAAUCGAAGAGGCUAGAGAGAACCAGCAAUUUGCAUGUGAAGCUAUUGGUACCGGAUCGAGCGCUCGAGAUACUGUUCUUCUAAAUGUCGUUCCGGCUGUUAUACGAUGGAACGUGACAGUCAUCCCUGCAGUGGCGACCGUCAACCAAGGUCAGAGGAUCGACUUCACUGCGACUCUGAUCAACGCAGAUCCUGACGUUCAGAUCACGCACUGGUCGCGCGGCGACGGCUCGGACCGUUUCUUGCUGAGCGGUAGGAGCAAUGAGAUUUUGACCAUCUUAUCUGCUCAAACAUCCGUUACGAUUACGGUUCACGCCGUCGACCGGUUUGGGAACGUCCAGACAGCUGCAGCUGUGUUGACAGUUCUUCCGCCUUGUGUGUUUGGUAACAGAACCGUUUCGUCUGGACAGUCGAUUCGCGUGUUUACGUUGACGAAGCGCGAUCCAAACGAAGGACGCGGGUCGGCCGACGUCGUGUUUAUUGUCGACGAAUCUCGUUCUAUGACGGCUGAGCACAGGUGGCUCAAAGACAUGGUACAGUCACUCGAUGAAAGUCUAAGAGGGGAUUUAGUUGGUGUGAAGGAACCGAAUCGAUACGCUCUUAUCGGAUUCGCUAAUCCCAAUCCUCGUUUAGAAAGGGGACAAAUUAUUGAAUUGAGUUCUGGCUCCGAUCCUGCUUUCGGUACUCCUUCACAGUUUGCUGCGGGUGUGGAUAAACUUGCGGAAAGGGGGGAUAAUGAAGACGGGUACGCCGCCAUGGCUUUUGCUCUCACUAGUUUGGCGUUUAGAGAAAGAGAAACAACAGCGCGACAGUUUAUUCUCGUUACUGAUGAAGAGAGGGACGACUUAGACAAGUUGCUGACAUACAGAGCGAUGUUAGAUCGGCUGAGUUUGGCAGGCGUGAAGCUUAACGUUGUCGUCAAGCACUUGUUUGCAGUAUCGGAGAACGGAAGAGAACUGUGGGCGCUCGGUUUGGACAGCGACAAAAACGCUUACACCGCAGACGGUCGUAAACUGAGCAGAGGAUUUCCAUUCCCAGACAGCGGAUACGAGACCACAUAUGCAGACUACGUCGAAAUGGCUUUCGCUCGUGAAGGAGGAGCGUGGGAUCUGAACCAGCUGCGUACCAACGACCCCGACAUCCGCGAAGCGUUUACAAAAGCUUUCGUUCAAGUGAAAGUGGAAGAGAUCGUUCAGCAAUUGAACGGAACUUGUGAGCAAUGCACCUGCAUAGCAGGAGAGCCCAGUUGUUUUGUGGUUCGUGCCGCCACGCGAGAAAAUCAGUGUCACUCUGGUGUGGUCGAAGAUCUCGAAGUGAAUAUUUUUCCCGCUUCGAGCGUCAAGAAGGUCGGCGAUGAGGCGAGUUUUGCUUGCAUCGUGUCGAACGUCGAUCUCGUUCGCCUCCCGUCGAUCACUUGGAAGCCAAUUCCGUCGAACGCAUUCGUGAGGAGAAACAAUCUGGUUUUCAGUUCCGUUACGCUGGAGAAUGAAGGGCGAUACACAUGCGAGGCGAGAACAGCUACCGGACGUUACGGAAAGGCUACAGUGAGUAUGACAGUAAUUGAUCCAACAACAGAGCCUCUUACGGAACUCCUGACACCGUCGCCGUUUGUCAUCGAAGUCCCGUCUUCGUCGCCGUCGCCAUCGCCGUUUGUCAUCGACAUACUGUCACCGUCUCCGCCUACAGUUGAACCAACACCACCGUUUGAAAUUGAGAUAAGGCCUGAAGUUGUAGGGAUUGAGCCUUCCGAAAGUCAGACAUUGAAAGAAGGAGCAAGAAUGGCGUUUCUUUGUUAUGCAACGGGCAAUCCGGCUCCUAAGCUUAGUUGGACUGAUUUGUCCGGCCAUGUCAUAGCCCAGAAUUCCUCAACAUCGAACGGAGUUAAAGACGACGGAGACUUGCAGAUAUUUUUUGUGUCGCUGGAAUUUAAUGUUAUUAGGAAGGAGAAUGAAGGACGGUACACUUGCUUGGCUAGUAACGAUCUAGGGGAUGCUUCGCGAGAGUUAGAGCUAAUUGUGCAAGGUUGAAGCUUUCAUACUUGUUGUCAUUUUUGGGUUCAAAUUGUUGUUGUUAUUAAUAAAUAGUGAGUCCUGUUGUACGAA